AUGUCUCAUAGCUUCUCUCCCGAAAUCCUGUCCUCCUCCUCAUAUCCAGUUCCCGACCGGCCCACGGAGAAAGGGGCGAUGGACGGAGCAGCCAAUUCAGACGUGCUCUUAGGAGGCCUCACACUGAAAAACCAGGAAGCUUUCGCUGAAGCCGAACGAGCCAAAGCAAAAAAGAACAGCAGUCGCACAUCAGCUCGAAAGAGAGGCCGUCCACGUUUGUUAAAUAAGGAUGACAAUGCUGCCGAGCGCCGAAGAACACAAAUACGCCUUGCCCAACGCGCUUACCGAUCGCGCAAAGAGGCGACCAUCUCAUCCUUGAAUGACCGGGUGUCUGAAAUCGACUCUGCCGUCGAGAGCAUGGCCCGGUCAUUCGCUUCAUUUCACGACAAGCUGAUAAACUCAGAACUGUUAGAAUCGCAUCCCGAUUUACUGCGUAGUCUACGUGGUGUCGCUGGGAAGACGGUUUCCCUAGCUCAGCUAUCUAAAAGAGAGGCCAUUUUCUCGGGCGAAAUGUCCAGGGAAGAGGCGGAACACGGAGAUUCCAUGGAUGAAACCCAAUUAGUCUCUGGUUUUGGACAACACAGCACUGCCAGUCAAAACUCACACAUCACUGAAGAGGGUGUGCUCGAAUAUCUAGCUUCAUAUGCUGCAACUGAUACUUCUUCCCGAAGCAAACCUUCGAACAAGGUCAAAGGAUCUCAUGUUCCUAUUUUCCCCACUCACACAUUCAAUCAUACCCAGCUUUCACCCACUCCUCACAUCUCCAUAAACUCAUUCGCACACCGAUUGCAACGUAUCUGCUGGGAGCGCGGCUACCAGCUACUGCUAGACCCGUUUGCAGAUCCCGAGACUUUAUUCCGCGCUUUUCGCUUUUCUUUUGGAUCAACCAGUCGUGAACGUCUGCUAUAUCGUUUUUACAGAGCUCUGAACCGGGGCAGCUACAGUGGACCUGAUUUCCGCGACAGCUAUUCAGGGAUACACAGAACCCCGUCUGGCGAUCUUGUGCCUCCUCAAAUCCCCAAAUCGGCCGGAUCAUGGCCAUUGCAACUGGCAGAGACCCUUUACUCACGACGCAGCGUCGACGGCCGUUUAGAAUACCCCGGGUUCGACGGCGAAUGGCUUGACGCCAAUGACGUUGAAGACUUUUUACGCGAGCAAGGCAUUGCCGUCGAUGCGCGUUCUUCCUUUGUAGAAAUAUCAAACCUACAUUCCGACCUGUUCCAGAAGAUGAUGAUAAAUGGAUCAUUUCAAGAAACAGUCAUUCCCGAGAAUUACGGCGCAACUUCUACGUCUCAUCAAGAACAACAAAGAGAUGUGAUUGACCCACGCAUCUUUGCUGCAUCAUCAAAUUCCUCUUCUCUCUUUUCGUCGGAUGCGAGCGCGAUUAUAUCCAUGGAUGGUAGUAGCUCUUUUCCGACGCCUGGCGGUGGAUCAUCAACUCAGCUAUCGAAUCCAGAAAUCAUGCCGUCGAUAAUGCCAGAGAAUGGUAUGAACUCGGGUUUUACUAAUGGCUUUGACAAUAUUUCUCUGACUUUUGACGUCAAACGCUUCAUAGACCGACUUGUGAUGAAGGCGGUAUGCCUGGGGUGGACACCGGGAUAUCGUAAAGCAGACGUCGAGGAAUCGUUGUAUCAUGCUGUCCGAUUCAUAAUUUGA
This is a messenger RNA of Talaromyces rugulosus, 1656 nucleotides long. RefSeq lists its product as uncharacterized. Gene Ontology annotation, biological process: regulation of DNA-templated transcription. Lineage: Eukaryota; Fungi; Ascomycota; Eurotiomycetes; Eurotiales; Trichocomaceae. Bases 1 to 1656 code for a protein of 551 amino acids. The transcript has 3 exons. Gene Ontology annotation, molecular function: DNA-binding transcription factor activity. The record is from RefSeq and is a predicted model, not a curated record.